Messenger RNA from Prorocentrum cordatum, 1545 nucleotides. The record is from the annotation of a GenBank genome assembly. Lineage: Eukaryota; Dinophyceae; Prorocentrales; Prorocentraceae.
AUGGGACCGCGCCGCCACCGUGGCGCAGCAGGCGGCCAGGGCUCCGGGUCGGCUCCCAGGCGCCGGGCCGCGGAGGCGGCUGGGCCUGCUGGCGCGGGCCUCCGGGCUGGCUACCGCGGCUACUGCCCGCUCGGCGGCCUGGGCGACAGCGGGGGUCCUGGGGUGGGCGCCGCGGCGCCGCUGGAGGUGGAGCGCCGUGCCUGCGGGUCCAUGGAGGCGGCCGCCUUCUUCGACGGCUUCGUCAAGGCGCGGCGGCCGCUGGUGCUCGACGGCUGGGAGGCGCGCGGAGGGCCCCUGCGGGCGCUCUUCGGGCUCCGCGGCGGCGCGGCGCGCUGGGGCGGCGGGGGGCCGGACGCCCUCGCCGCGCUGGCGGAAGGCCCCGCCGGCGCCUGCGCCGUCGUCGUGGAGCAGCGGGCGGACGCCGCGGCGCCCUUCGGGCGGCAGGAUGCGGGGCGCCGCCGGGAGACGACGCUGGCCGAAUUUUGCCGCGAGCUGCAGACGCCAGAGGGCGAGCUGGGCUACCUCACCACCCAGAGGCUCCCAGAGGACGAGGACGGCUGCGCCACCGCGCUCGCGGCGCCCUUCCUGCUGCACUUGCUCCGUGGCGCGCGGCGGCUGCGUCCCCAGCUGGUGGGGGCGCUGGCGCCCGUGCAGUACAACCUCUGGCUCGGGCGCGCGGCCGAGGGCUCAACCUCGGGCCUGCACCACGACUUCCACGACAACCUCUACGUGGUGCUGCGCGGGGAGAAGGAGUUCCGCCUCUUCAGCCCGCGCUGCGUGGACCUGCUCGCGCCCGCGGGUGCCGGUCGCGGCGCCGGGCCGCCGCUGCUGCGGAGCAACGGCCUCAUCCCGAGCCUGGCGUCCGCGACGACGGCGCCCCCGAGGCCGUGGUGCAGGAGUGGCGGCGGCGCGGGGGCGGCGCGGUGGCGGCCGGCGCCGGCGGCGGAGCGGCCGCGGACGAGUCGGACGAGGAGGCGGACCUGGAGAGGGCGCUGCAGGAGGCCUGGUCGCGCGGGCCAGCUCGGAAGAGGCGGCGGGCGCGGCCGGGCGCGAGCGCCGCGAGCGCCGGGCUCCCGGACAGCUUCUGCACGGUCAGCGCCACCGCGGGGCCAGGAGGUGACGCUGGACUUCCACCUGUGCCAGAUCUUCUCAGGGGCCGUCACCUCACAGCGAGGCACGUGCGGCCACCUCGCCCUGAACCUCUGGAUGGCGCCGCCCGAUGCCGGCGGGAACUUCGAGCAGCCCUACGAGGACGGCUUCUGGGAGGCCAAGUACCAGGCGAUGCGGCGCGCCUUCCGCGCCGGCGGCGGCGCUCGCGGCGCCCGGCGGAAGCGCCCCAGGGCUCGCCAGAUGGCCGAGCUGGAGGAGGCGCGGGCCAGGCUGGAGCAGCUUCGGCGACGGCGGAGCGAUGAGCCGAAGCGCCGCCGGGCGGAGUCGGCAGGUGCACAUUACUCGGGAGGCGUGGACCAAGUGACGUACACCGCGUUCCGGGCGACGGCUAUCGCUUGUGAUCCGUCGGAUGGCCUCCGGAUGUUCCACACGUGA